Molecule: messenger RNA, 1756 nt
Organism: Drosophila bipectinata
Lineage: Eukaryota; Metazoa; Arthropoda; Insecta; Diptera; Drosophilidae
Gene: otk2
Product: off-track2
Source: RefSeq, a predicted model, not a curated record
AAUCGAGUUCUGAGACCGAACGUGGACGGUUGUGCCCUCCACAGAGCAACUUGAUCCCCGGGCUCUGCGUCAGCGGCAGGAUAAUAAAGCGUGACGCGUGUGCGUAUCAUAAAAAUAACCAUAAAGCAAAGGCUCUCUCCACUGGAUGCGGAGUGAAAGAAAUGUAAUGAAGUGAAAUAAAGUGAAGUGAAGUAUAUCGAAAAAACCUACCAAGGCAAACGGAAUUCCUUCCAAAAUCGGCAAUAAAUAAAACAAAAAAAUAAGAGCACACCGGUUCUGUGCGCGAAAGAAACGAAGGAAGUACGAAGUGAAAUCAAAAGAAUUCUUCGGGAUCGCCAUGGAGCUGAACGGAAGACGAUUGUUGAACUGCGGCCUGGGAUUCUUCUGCCUGAUCUUGUGCUGUUACGCCGCUCCAUUAUCGUUCGAGGAUGUGAGCAUCUCUUACGGCCCCCAACCCACCACUACCAUCAAGGAGCAGAGUGCUUUGCAAUUGCCCUGCAGCUACCAACUGCCAGAUGAGUAUCUGCAGGACAAAAGCGUGAUACUCCGCUGGCGGAAGGAUAACAAAACCCUUCGCCAAACGGAGCUGGGCCGGAUGAGUGGCACCACCAGUGAACCGCAACUGGAGAGCAUGCUGCGCGAGGAUUCCCGAGUGGUCCUGAACAAGAACGAUGGCUCCCUGCAAUUCGCCAGCGUAUUGGCCAGUGAUGCUGGUCAAUAUCAGUGCCAACUGGUAAUCGAGGGCCAAGUGGCAGCUAGCUCCAAUAAUGGUGUGGUAUCAAUCAUCGAGCAGCUUAAGUUUAUGCCACAGCCAACGUCCAAGAACCUGGAACUGGGUAGCCUCAGUAAAGUGCAUUGCAAGGCUCAGGGAACUCCCUUACCUCAAGUUCAAUGGAUGAGGGAAAACAAUUUACCCCUUCCUGUUAAUGUGACGGACCAGAAUGGCACCCUAAUCUUUGCCCAGGUGAGCAACGAUCAGCGUGGUCAGUACACCUGCAUGGCCUCCAAUAGCCAGGGACAAAUCAGCGCCACUGUCUCCAUCAAUGUGGUCGUCGCACCCAAGUUCAGUGUGCCACCCGAGGGACCCAUCGAAGUGGCAGAGUCGGGAACUGCCGUCAUCCACUGCCAGGCGAUUGGAGAACCCAAACCCACCAUCCAAUGGGACAGAGACCUUACCUAUUUCAAUGAAAACAACACGGAUGCGGAGCGUUUCUUGAUAAUGGAGAACGGCACCCUGGAGAUCCGGGACGUGCGGCCAGAGGAUGAAGGCAGGUACGGCUGCACCAUUGGCAGCAGUGCGGGACUAAAGAGGGAAGAUGUCCUGCUGGUGGUCAAGACCAGCAAAUCAGCAUCAAAUUCCAUCAUUACCAGAAUCAUUAUUGUGAUCAUCUGCUUGGCGUUCCUCUACUUCGUACUGGUGCUGGGGCUGAAGGUCUGGUACCGGUAUCGCCGUCAUCUGGGCAAGGUGCAGCUUGAGGAUGGCCAUGCCCAUGCCCCCACUGAUGGCCAAGAGCACGCCGAGCACGAGCCCUGCCUGACGGAGGCGAACUCCAGCAAGAAUCUGAAGAGCAAGCUGCGCGAAAGCACAAUCCUGGAGCAGGAGUCGCAGGUGGCCGAUGACAUUGUGUGAGGAGAAUAGGAUGCAUAGCCAUUUCCAUGAUCUCGGCACCUGCCAUUCUGCAAGUGUUACUCCAUUUUGUUGUUGAAAAUGAAAAGGAACUUGUGAAAUCCCCCCCCAAACCCCAAAAAAAGUAAA